Ostreobium quekettii is the source of this 642-nucleotide messenger RNA. NCBI's taxonomy places the organism in Eukaryota, Viridiplantae, Chlorophyta, Ulvophyceae, Bryopsidales, Ostreobiaceae. The record is from the annotation of a GenBank genome assembly.
AUGGAGCGCCAAGCGGCUCAGCCCUCCGCCGCCUCCGCGCGACUGCGGGCCCUCUCGGGCAGUGCAGGGAGCACCAGACCGCCGGCGCCGCCCAUCCGCUGCGGGAGGAUGACUAAACCCGGAUUCACCGAGCGGAAGGCGCUCCAGCGGUGCUGCGUGGCAUCCUCAGCCAGCAAUGGCGCGACUGGACACGCGGAGGGCCGUCAAGCCGUGCACUGCGACCUGAGCGCCUUUCCACAGUGCGAGUUCUUCCAUGUGGAGGCCAUUUUUCGGCCGUGGCGCCUGAAUUCUGUUGUUUCACGCCUUGCGGAGGAAGGCAUUCGCGGAAUGACUGCCUGCAAUGUUAGUGGGGUGGGAAUGCAGGGAGGUCUGCACGAGAGAUAUGCAGGCUCUGAGUUCGGCUUGGACGACUUGGUGGAGAAGGCGCAGCUGUCUGUUGUGUGCACAAGGGAUCAAGUGGACCUUGUUGCAACAACGAUUGCGGACGCUGCAUGGACAGGGGAAAUUGGAGACGGGAAGAUCUUCGUUCAUCCUGUUGCAGAUGUAGUCCGAAUCCGGACAGGGGAAAGUGGACUGGAGGCCGAGCACAUGGAAGGUGGCAUGAGUGACAUUCAUGCAUCCAAUUCAGAACUGGAUGAUUGA